Messenger RNA from Caenorhabditis remanei, 681 nucleotides. RefSeq lists its product as uncharacterized. Bases 1 to 681 code for a protein of 226 amino acids. The transcript has 3 exons. Gene Ontology annotation, molecular function: RNA polymerase II cis-regulatory region sequence-specific DNA binding; nuclear receptor activity. Gene Ontology annotation, biological process: anatomical structure development; regulation of transcription by RNA polymerase II; cell differentiation. Lineage: Eukaryota; Metazoa; Nematoda; Chromadorea; Rhabditida; Rhabditidae. The record is from RefSeq and is a predicted model, not a curated record.
AUGAUAUUCUUGUGGAUGCCUACUUUGGAAGCCUCAAAAAUUCCUCACCUUUCGUUUUUUGGAAACGAAUUGUUUCCUGAUCACGGUGGAAUGGCUCACACUAGUUUAUUGGCCGUUGUUGAAUUCAUCAAAAUGAUGGACUUCUACCAGCAAUUGGAUUCAGAUUCUCUGCUGAAAAUAGUGAAACAUGGGACUCUCAUGGUCCGUGGACUCAUGAAUGCUGAGAGAUCAAUCCGAAGAUUCCAAUCAGAUUGUAUACGUCGAGCAGAUGGUUCAGUUGCCGGAAAACCAAUGAGAAAUUAUAAUGGAGUAUGGGUAGAACAGAGAAAGAUUGUACAGAAGAUUUUAUACGCUUUCUUGAGAAAUAAUAUCGACUCAACAGAAUAUUUAUUCGUUAAAGCUAUCGUAUUAUGCAACCCAGCUGUUAUAGGAAUAUCAAUGGAAGCUCAAAAAGUGGUCGAAGAAGAGCGUCAAAAGUACGCGAGAAGUCUUUUCACUUACUGUUUAAGACAACAUGGAUCACGGUUCGGUCCUGAUAGAUUUGCUGCAUUGCUUUCAAUAAUGUCAGUGAAGGAGAAUCAACAAAAAGAGGAGAAGAGUUUCAAUGUGAUUCUUCGCUCUUUUUAUUCAAAUGUUACAGUUCUUGUCAGUCCGCUGUAUGAUGAAAUUAUGGGUUCAUAA